CGAGGCAGACGUGUCUGAGGGCGUGAGGGAGGGCAGGACCUAUGCGGACGCGCUUUUGGGAGGGCCCACGGAAGACCCGGCGGUGGAGAGCUGGGCUGCCGCGACGGAGGGAGAGUCGACGGAGGGUGCGAUUUUGAUCACCGACGACGUCGCGGUGGUGGUCAUACCGGUGUCUUCCGGCGGCGAGGGCGAGCAACCGUCUCCCAUGAGCGGAAGGGUGCAUCACGGGGACCCGGAUGAGUUGCCUCCGAUGAUGCACCGGACGCAGGUGUCGAUCCAACGCUUUGCGGGCCCCGACGGGGAGACGGCGGCGCAGGUGACCAUCUCGGCCGUGCCCGACUCGGUCGCGGACGUGGCUUCAGAGGCACCAGAGAAGCCGUCGGUCGGUGGCGCGGGGUAUGCCGUCUUGUCCGAAAGAGAACUCAGCGUGAGGAAGUUGCCCGACAGCAUCCUGUACGAGGUGUCGACUACCUUCGGCGUGUGGUCGACGAGGGAGAGCUGGUUGGCAAACGAAGCGGCGGAGCGGACGGUACCCGUCAAGGUGUCCCUCGCGCUGUGGGACUUGCCUCGAAUGUUCGAGAGCAUGCACGCGCAGAUGAAGGCUGAUCAUGGUGGCCCCGUCGAGGAGCGUGGGGCCGCGUAG
Klebsormidium nitens is the source of this 643-nucleotide messenger RNA. The record is from the annotation of a GenBank genome assembly. NCBI's taxonomy places the organism in Eukaryota, Viridiplantae, Streptophyta, Klebsormidiophyceae, Klebsormidiales, Klebsormidiaceae.